AUGGAAACACCUCCGGAUCCCCAGAAGCAACGGCAGCACCGGAUCGCCGGCCGUGAGCGGAAGCGAGUCGCCCGGGCCUGUGACGUAUGUCGCCGGCAAAAGGAGAAAUGCGACGGCGGCGUGCCCUGCCGCCGAUGUACCCGCAUCGGCCACAGAUGCGAGUUCUCUGGCCGGGCCGUCAGCCAAGUGACCGUUGAUGCACCUGCUGCUGCAUUCGACUUCGCUUCGGAGCCGGUUCCACAAGUCGUCCCUAGGUCUCAUUCCGCUUCAGCCUCUGCAUCUGCUGAACGGAGCCCUGCAGCGUUGCCACAACGAGUGGCGUACUUGGAGAAGAUUGUCCAGCGCUAUGUCGGCGACAUCAGCUUCGACUCGGAGUCUCUCCGGAGCCUGGCCGAGAAUAUCGACAGAGAAAGGUCCCCGCCCCGGCUGCCGCUGGCGACCAACGACUCAUCAAACAGCUCCGAUGCCGUUGGCGUUGACAAGGAGAACUUCACUAUCGAGCCACUGGAUAACAAUAUCACACACUACUCCGGCGAGUUCUCCCAUUGGAACUUUUCCAUGAGGAUAAAGCAAUGGAUCGAACAAAGCGUCCCCAAGGAAGCACCCAACUCGACUAAUUAUAAAGAGUAUUACCGCGCCGAGGACCUACAGUCUCCCUCCAACAUUACCACUUCUCUGUCCUCCCUUCCUCCCAAAUUCGUGGCAAGCUUUCUCUUUCACUCGUUCUUCAAGCAUGCAGAGGCAAACUACUGGUACGUCGAGAAAGAGUGGCUCGCGGAUAGGUUUGACGCUGUGUACGAGAAUGCUGGGUCACUGUCUCGUCGAGAUGUGGGAGCGGUGUGCAUGAUCUUCAUGGUGCUCGCCAUUGGCACGCAGUAUGCUUAUCUCGAGUCGGACGCUGAACAGCUUGGAGACCCUCGCGCUCAUGAUCAGGCUGGCUCGGAGCUGUUCUCCGAGGACACCGUCGGGAUCAUGUUCUAUCAGCAAGCAUGUCGGCUGCUGCCAGACGUCAUUACGAUAUCCUCACUGGAGAGCGUCCAGGCUUGUAUGCUGAUCGGCAUCUACACCUUGCCGCUCGAUGCGGCAGGGCUCUCCUACAUCUACCUGAAUCUGGCAGUGAGGCUUGCUAUUCAGAACGGGAUGCACAGGAAGUACCCAGGGGAAGGGCUAGAUCCUAGCAUCCGCGAGACGAGGAAUCGUGUCUGGUGGACAGUCUACACAAUUGAGAGAACAUGCUCAAAGAACGAGAUUUCGAACGGACUGGGACGGCUCAUCGAGCUACACCGCGAGCUCGUCUCCUGGUGGGAGGCCUUACCAGAUCAUACAUUCUCCAAGGAGCUCACGUCGCAGUCAACAAUCACUCGGAUGGGCAUGCAUCUACAGUUGGAGUAUUAUCUGAUCCACAUCUUCGUCGGCCGAGCCUUUAUCUUCCUCCGAGACUCCUCUCGAAGCAGCAGCAGCAGCAGCAGCAGCGCAUCGCCGUCAAGUAAGAGCCAUCCACGCUCCAUUCUAGUCAACGACUGCAUCAAGGCUUCGAUGGCGGUAGUGGACAUAUGCCGACACCUCCGAGCCAGCAUCGGCCUCUCGCGCGCGUCCUACACAGAGUUCAGCGCUUGCCGGGCCGCCCUGCUGGUCAUCACGACGCAGUGCCUGCAGAAGAAGACGGACCGGUUCCGCAGGGCGUUGCGGGAUGGGCUGUCGAUGCUCAAGGAGAUGUCGGUAGGGGGCGAGUCGGCGCGGACCGAGGUGUCGCUGAUCGAGGCCUUUGAGCGGGUGAUCGCCAAGUUGGACUCGGUCGCGGCGGAGGGGAAAGCCGACUCGGCGUACUCCCGGUUCAAGAAGUGGGAGCAGUUGUGGAAGAGCGACCCUGCGGCGAUGGAGAUGAUGGGCGACCGGCCACACGAUAUCCCAAUGCCCAUGGCCCCCCAACCAGCUGGGUCAUGGAGGGCCGCCGAGGGGCCGCCUCACAGGCUGGGUACCGUGCCGAUGCCCUCGUACACGCCGUUCUUCGGCAUGGACGGGAACUUUGCGCCGUUCCCUCAAACCUUGGACGAGUUCUCGUCAUUCCUUGGGUACAGCUUCGGACCCAGCCCUGAUAGUACAGACACUGCCGGAAAUAGGAGCAACUGGCUAGGACCAUAG
This is a messenger RNA of Thyridium curvatum, 2142 nucleotides long. RefSeq lists its product as uncharacterized. The coding region runs from base 1 to 2142 and encodes 713 amino acids. The record is from RefSeq and is a predicted model, not a curated record. Gene Ontology annotation, biological process: DNA-templated transcription; regulation of DNA-templated transcription. NCBI's taxonomy places the organism in Eukaryota, Fungi, Ascomycota, Sordariomycetes, Thyridiales, Thyridiaceae. Gene Ontology annotation, molecular function: DNA binding; zinc ion binding; DNA-binding transcription factor activity, RNA polymerase II-specific. The transcript has 5 exons.